GCGGUGUUUUGGAGAGACCUUGCGGCGCCAUUCAUUUAGUGGUAUUAUUGCCCAUGCUUGGGUACCUGGCAGCCGGUGCGCUGUGUGUGGCAGCAGUAUUACUUGUACGGACAGAUGUGAGGUUCUUGGCCGAUGUCCCCGGUCUGAGCUCCCUAUUGUCUGAGCAAUGUGUGGUGAGCGGCGAGGGGAGGCUGAUGAGUAAGGAGGAGCUGUCCAGCUAUGAUGGGGGAGCGGCCAGUCCUGGCCUAUACCUGGCUGUGCUGGGACAAGUCUUCGAUGUGUACAAGGGGAGCAAGCACUAUGGGCCUGGGGGGUCCUACAGCUUCUUCUCAGCAAGAGAUGCAUCUCGUGCCUAUGUAAGUGGGGACUUCACAGAGCAAGGCCUUGUGGAUGAUGUGUCGGAACUGUCACCCACACAGAUGCUGCACCUCCACAACUGGUAUAACUUCUAUCAGAAGAAUUAUACUCCAGUCGGGAAACUCAUAGGGAGGUUUUAUGACGAGCAUGGAAAUCCCACAAAGGCAUUAGAGGAUGCACUAGCAGUCAUUGAUAUUGGAUUACAGCUGAAAGAGCAGAGGCAAGAGGAGAAUAAACAGUUUCCACCCUGCAAUUCAGAAUUUAAUGCUGGUGUCACUAAAGUAUGGUGUUCUAAGCACAGUGGUGGAAUACAGAGGGACUGGGCUGGUGUUCCCAGGAAAUUGUAUUUAGCUGGCUAUGAUGGCUAUCGCUGUGUUUGUGUUAGGACGACUGGGCCUCCAUCUGAACAUCUAGGAUCUAAACAACACAAUGAUAAAGGAGAUCUGGAGAAUCCUUCCCUUCAGGAAUAUAAAGACUGCAAUCCACUAUUUGAUUGGUGUCUACUUAAAGAAUAA
Messenger RNA from Staurois parvus, 872 nucleotides. The record is from the annotation of a GenBank genome assembly. Lineage: Eukaryota; Metazoa; Chordata; Amphibia; Anura; Ranidae.